This is a messenger RNA of Mytilus trossulus (common blue mussel), 5831 nucleotides long. RefSeq names its product monocarboxylate transporter 12-B-like. Bases 39 to 1595 code for a protein of 518 amino acids. NCBI's taxonomy places the organism in Eukaryota, Metazoa, Mollusca, Bivalvia, Mytilida, Mytilidae. Gene Ontology annotation, molecular function: monocarboxylic acid transmembrane transporter activity. The record is from RefSeq and is a predicted model, not a curated record. Gene Ontology annotation, cellular component: membrane. Gene Ontology annotation, biological process: transmembrane transport. The transcript has 5 exons.
UUCAGGUCAUAAGUAACGUGAUAAAAUAAUCAACAAGUAUGGCAGAACAGAAAGGUGUUCCCUACGAUAGAGGAUGGGCUUGGAUGAUUGUUGUUGGUUAUUUUGCCAGUAGCUUUAUCAUGGUGGGUGUGGCUAAAUCCUAUGGUAUACUGAUGAAGCCUCUUAUGGAGGAGUUUAAUGUUGAUAUCACAGUUGCCUCCCUUGGAAUGGCAGUUGGUGCAGGAAUUUAUACACUGGCUGCACCAGUGUUUGUAGCUCUUGGUCAACAUUUUACAGAGAGAUCUGUUGUAAUGUUUGGAGCUGUCUUUGCAUGUAUCUUCAUCUCCUUGUGCUAUCUCAAGAUUGGCAUUUGGUAUCUGAUUUGGAUGUACGGUAUAGGAGCAGGAAUUGGAAAUUCUUGUUUAUUCGGGAAUGGUCUUGUGAUGAUUGGUAGCUAUUUCAAAAGAAUUCGUACAGUUGCUAAUGGUGUUGCAUUGUCAGGAGCUAGUGUGGGAACAUUUGCUAUUCCUCCACUGAUGGAGUUCUUACUACAGACAUAUGGACUACCAGGAACUUAUCUGAUCUUAGGGGGUUUGUACUUAUCUGUAGCUGUGUGCGGUGCCCUCUACCGUCCAAUAAAAUUUUAUACAAGAGAAACAAAAGCAGGAGAAAAUGAUGAAAAGCAUAAACUUAUAAAAGAAGAUCUAAAUGAUUCAACAAGAAAGAGAACAAAUGUUCUUCAGGACAAAGAAAAUGUUGUCAUUGGCAACUCAUCUGAUUUGGAAAUCCAGAUUGAGACAGAGGUCAAUCGUGAGAAAUCUGUGUCAUUUGUUACCAGCACUGGUUCAUUAGUAAUGGGAUCAAUGGAAAGUUUGGCACAAAUUGUACAGGCAGAUGAAUCAAAGAAACUAUCUAAUAGUAUCACAAUCAAAAUAUGUGGAAAAGCUAUAGUUAUUCCAAAAAUAUUUCACUUCUCAGUGCUGAAAAUGCCGGCAGUUGUGUUCUAUACAAUUUUCUCAUUUCUUGUUUUCUUUGGAUAUUUUAAUUUUAUCAUAUUUAUGCCAUUAGAUGCUUCCAGUAGAGGAUUUGAAAGUUUUCAAAAAGCCUGGCUCGUUUCUUGUGCUGGUAUUGGCGAUCUCAUUGGUAGAAUAGUUGUUGGAAUCGUAGGAGAUCUUCGAAUAAUAGAACGAUAUAAAAUAAUUGGCGCCACCUGUAUAUUUUGUGGUAUAAAUAUAUUAAUAUUCAACUUUGCCACUGUGUUUUGGUGGUGUGCUAUCCAUACAACGCUGUAUGGAUUUUUUGGCGGUGCCUACAUUGCCUUGACCUCAAUAGUACUGAUUGAUAUGGUUGGAAUAGAGAUUAUGCCCAAAGCAAUAGGAGUAAUUCUACUUAUACAAGGACUUGGUGCAGCUAUUGGACAACCUGUUGAAGGGGCCAUCAAAGGAAGUUCAGGGUCAUUUUCCCUUUUGAAUUAUAUAAAUUCUUCAUUAAUGAUUAUAGGAGGAUUUUUCAUGUUCCUGUAUCCUUUUGUAAGGGAUUAUGCUAAGAAAUUAGAAUAUAAAAAUGAUGUAAACCAGGAAGAAGAAGACGCUCAGGGAAAGGAAAACAACUCAUGAGACUGCAACAAAAAUUUACCAAGGAAAUGGAAGAUCUCAUGUCUGAAUGUGAAGAACAAGCUAAAAAUAUAAUAAAUCAGUUGUUGUUUCUGAAGUAGUUCAUGUAAAUUCCUAUUGUUUAUUGAGAGGCCUUUCCAGGGAUGUGAUAAGGAGAGAGAGAAGUGAGUUAACUGUCAGUUUAUUUAUCUGUCUAUCAACACUUACCAUCAAAAGGGAACAUCUCACGUUUGGUAGACCAGUACAGUGGUUUCAUUUUUUUUAUGGUAUUGAUUUGAGUGGAUUUAAGAAAAAUUUUGUAUUCAGUGUUAAUUGUUUUAAGGUUUUAUAUACUGUAAAUUCAGAAAUUAUUGUGUGCAUUUAUUUUUUGCGAUUAUAUCAUUUUGGACUAAAUGCAAUUCUAUUUUUAUUUUUUUUUGCAAUAUUUAGAAAAAAUCCUGUUUAACUCAUUUAAAAUGUGUUUCAAAAUGCGAGUUUAAAUCAUUGCGAUUAUAACCCUGUCACAUUUUUCGCAAUAAUAAAAUCAUUACAAAAGAGGGACGAAAGAUACCAAAGGGACAGUCAAACUCAUAAAUCUAAAACAAACUGACAACGCCAUGGCUAAAAAUGAAAAAGACAAACAGAAAAAUAAUAGUACACAUGACACAACAUAGAAAACUAAAGAAUAAACAACACGAACCCUACCAAAAACUAGGGGUGAUCUCAGGUGCUCUGAAAGGGUAAGCAGAUCCUGCUCCACAUGCGGCACCCGUCAUGUUGCUUAUGUGAUUACAAAUUACAAUAAUUUCUCACGUUACAGUAGAUCUAAAUAUGUAAAUUUUUAGUUGUUUUAUUGGUUUUUUUUCCCAAAUUGUACUUCUUAUCCUGUCAAUAUCUACAAACUUUGUGGGAGAAAUAAUUCCUUUAAUGUUAAAAAUGUUUUUAAUAUACAUUUGGUACUUUGCUAGUGUAUCUCCUUAAUAACUUUGACAUUUUUGUAACUUGUAAUUCUCACAUGGCAUGUCUAUUUAUCAUGACCUCAUGUCUAAACUAUGUCAUUUAUUGAUAAUUUAGUGUGAUUUUGCUGUGUUUAAUUGGUUGUGUUUAUCAGGUAUGUAUACCAUAAUACAAUGAACACAUUUUAUAUUAGUAUUUUCUGGUGUUUUGCUGUUUAUACAUUUCAUUUUGUAAUUCAAAAUGAUUUUUACACAUUAAGUGCAUAAUAGUUUACACAUUUUUGAAAUAUUUGAAAUUUUGAGAAAACUACACUUAUGAUGAUUUUUAGAGAUUAUUACUGUUUGAAUUUUGUGCAAAAAAUGUCAAUGCAAUAAAUUUUUAUGUUUUUCAAUUUUAUCUUCAAUUUUACUCAAUACAGUAUAAUCAGGUAUAAUAUACUCUUGCUUUUCUUGCUUUGAUCUUUGACUAUCCAAAAUCAUUUCUCUUGUUAUGAAUUUCCAUUGUUGGUUAGAACAUUUUGUAGAAUGUAUACUCCAAUGUUGACAAAAAAUGCUCAGCUGUAUUUAAAUAAUUCUGUCAACGCUAACUCCUCCCCCUUUUUAUCCCAGUUGUUUAAAAAUAAAUUUGGAGUUAUUUGUUUAUAUAUUUUUUCAUAUAUAUCAAAAUAUGUUUUGUAACUUAAUCAGAUUCAUGUCAAAAAUGGGAACUUGUAUAUAUUUUUGUUGAUGUUUUAAAUACGUAAUUUCAAUAUGUGUUUGUUAAAAACAUAGAACUUCUGGUUGAUUCAUUAUACAGUUUAUAUAGCAUUCUUUUUUUUUAAAUUGUUAUACAUAUCAAAUUCUUUUCGUGUGAAAAUUUCAAUGUUUUGCUCUUAAACAUAUAGUUUGUAUUUUCUAUUGAAAAACUAAUGUUAGUUAAAUGCAUUUACGAAUUAUUUGCAUUUAUAUUAGUUCAGGGUAAUAUUUUUUUAUUUUUUAUUUUUCUAAUUUGAAUUUCUACCUCAUGACCAUAUCUAUUACUUGAUUUAAGUAUAUAGCCUGAAACAAAGUUUAAUCAUUAACUUAAUAAAAUUUUUAUACUUUUAUCAGUUCAGGUCAAGAAAUAUUUAUUUCUAUCUAAAGUAACUUUUAAGGUGGUACCCAACACCUACACUUAAAUUAAUUUGGCUCGUUUAAUUCAUAAAAUCUUGUCUAAGGAUUAACUUUGACCCUUUGACAAAAUUAUGAAAAAUUCAAAACAUUUGAACCAACCAAUUUAUGAGAAAAAUUACACUGGUUAUAUAUCAGUUUCAUCAACACUAAUUUUUGAGCAUUUAGAAGCUUAAUAUUCUCUUAACACCACAAAGUAAUUAAAGCGUUUAGCUGAUUUUACAAAGUUAUCUCCCUGUAGUUUUAGGUACCACCUUAAGUUCUUUUCAAAGAAAUAAGUCUACAGGUAUUUUGUAGUCAAGUGUUUUGCUCUUGAUACAUUUCAAUUAUUCUUAUGUUGUAUAAUUAUGAUAGAAAAAAAUUGUUUUAUGUUUAUAAAUGAUUAAUAUGAGAUAGAAAUAUUCGAACCCAGUAUAAGUAAAUUUAUAUUUGAAUAUGUUGUGAAUAUAUUUUAAAUUAAUAUGAAUAUACAAGAUUGUAUUUGAAUUCAUUAAUUUUUUUUCAUGUAUUAUUAUUAAAACUCUUAAAUAUUUUUCUAAAAGCAAUCUAAGAUCUAGUAGGAUAAGUUUGCCUAGCACAUUGUCAAUUAAUAACAGAUAUGGUUUGUUAUUCCUAAAGACUAAUAUCCCUUUAUCACAACAAUAAAUUUAAUUUAUAAAUAUUAUGAUGGUUAUUUUUUAAAGUACAGUUAACUCUCGUUGUCUCGAACUCGGUUGACUCGAAAUUUCGGAUGAGUCGAAGUUUUCACGUGGUCCCGAACUUUGUUCCAUAUAAAUGUAUGUAAUUCGACUCCUGAUGAGUCGAAAUUGGAUGUGUCGAAAUUUCGGUUGAGUCAAACUAAAUUUACGAUCCCAAGGUUAACAAAACCAUUCAAAAUUCAUUAUUUAACUCGAACUAAUACACAUAUGUCAAAACAUGACCUCCGGCAUUUAAAUGGAUUGAAGAGUUAAUCUGACAAUACACGUGUAAUUAAAUUUCCAGUCACUGACCACUGUAUUGAUUUAUGACAUGCUGUUUCCACGAGUGUUUACCUAAGAUUAUCUUAUAUAGAAUUUUUAUAAAUAAUGAGUGACACAUUGUUUAUGUUCAUGAAAAAGUAUUUAAAAUGUUUACAAAACAAUUAAUUGUGAUUUACACUAAUGAGCUUGGGUGUGUAUAAAGUAAGGAUUAUGACUUCCGUUGAUGAUGACCUAAAAAUUACUCAAUCGGCGUCUUUAAUCUUGUAUUUUCUUUUAGUAAAAGAAAGAGUGAGAUAAAACAAAAUGGAGAGGAAUUUAAAUUUUUUAAAGUCUUUUGUAUCGGAGAAUAAACAAUUUUGUCAACUUUAAACGACCUGAAUAACGAAACUAUCGAUUGGAAAUUACUCUCUCGGAUAAAAGCCAUAGGAAACAAUAGUAACUGAAACAAUUGAAUAAGUAAAACAAUGUUAUUAUAAUAACGAAAGACCAUGACAUACAAAUACAUCGAUCUGAUACCAGAAUAUCGAUCCCCUUCCCAUAUUCACCCUGAUUUAUUUUAGCUUUACCAUGCUAGGCAAGAGUUGUGUCCCUUGUUCAGUCAAACUUCCGGUUUUCGUUUGAGUUGAACUAUGUGUAUCUCGUAAUAUUUCUUCGGUCCGGCUGACUUCGAGAUAACGAGAGUCGACUGUAAUAUGAUAAAAAUUUAACAAAUCUGAUGCUCACUUGCUGUAAAUGAUCAUUUGAUACCUGGCGUCAAAGGACAUUCCUGUCGUCAUAUAUUAAUGCUAUACAGAUAUAAUAGUGCAAAAGAUAUUUUUUAUACUAACAAAAUUCUGACAAAGUUAUUAGUUUGCCUAAGUCUGUAAGGAUCAGAAUAUAAUCAAAGACAAAACAUAGCUUUACUAUUAUUGAGAUGUAGGUGUGUUGUGUUGAAUUGUAGUUGAAAAAACUUUAAAAAAUUCUUUAUGAAUCUCAUAUUUUUUUUAUUGUUUGUUAACCUUCCUCAAACAGAUCUUUAGGUUUAUAUUUAAUGUGCAUUUUACCAUUUAAUGUUUAUAAAUUAUAUCAGUUCAAGUAUGAGCAUAUUAAAUUCCAAAAAAAAUCAAACGGAAUUAAAGUAUAGAAAUAAGAAACCUCAACAGAUCUUGUUCUGUUUUGAGAAUGUUACCCGGUAUUCAAAUUAAAUGUGUCCUGUU